Molecule: messenger RNA, 312 nt
Organism: Rangifer tarandus platyrhynchus (Svalbard reindeer)
Lineage: Eukaryota; Metazoa; Chordata; Mammalia; Artiodactyla; Cervidae
Source: the annotation of a GenBank genome assembly
AUGGUUAACCACAGACUGCCGACAGAAACAGAGGAUGAAGCAGGAGCAGCUGCGAGAGCUACGGUUACGUCCUCGGUAAACGCCACUGACAACCCCGUUGGCAGAUGUGACCACCGCAUGGUCCUCGGAGACCAGAUUCUUAGGGUAAACUUCAAUCAGAUGGCAACUCUAGUACAAGAGGGCCUGCCAAAAUCACACGCCCUGAGACAGACUGUCAGCAUGAAGUUCAAAAGUUUCCAAGGUCAACUGUUUUUAGUCACAGUACUUCUGACAAUGAAAUGCAAGGGUUUUUUUCCCUCCUCCACCCAAUAA